GUUCGAAUACCUUAUGUUUGAACAAGUUUCGACAGGUCUCUAGUCCGUAGCAUGGUAGUUGUCAUUGUGAUGUUGAGUGUGGAAGGUGUGCGGCUUUGAACUCGCGAUUAACGUGUUUUGUAUGUAUUGGAAAUGAAUUAUAAGAAGAUAAGUAAAGGAUAUUCAGUGAUGAUGGCGAUGAUGAUGGUGGUGAUGGUGUCGGUGUCGGUGUCAGGUACUGCCAUUACAGAGCCUGUGGGAGGUAGUGGUGUUUAUCAGUCUUGUGAAGCAGAUCAUGAAUGUGAUAGAAAUAAGUACUGCUACAAGGUGGCUGGAAUCUGUGUACCUUGUACAGAUUGUAAGGUUUACUAUCGACAGAAGCCAGCUCUGUACCCAAACUGUCCAAAGGUGCCUCUGCAGUGUGGAGAAUGUCUACCAGGAUAUGAAGAGGAAAUUCUUACAGAAGGGGAAGUUAGAAGCCAUUGUAUUCCUACUGCAUCACCGCAAGGCAUGCCCUGGAUACAAGCCGUUUCCAUUACUGUUGGUAUUCUACUUGCUUUAAUUUGCAUCAUAAUUUUCUUUGUUGUCCGAAGAUUCUGGAAGAAAGCAGAACCUGUCCAAAGCGUUGAGGAAGAUAUUGGUCUCGAAGAUCAGUCCCCACCGCCAUACAGUGGUGUUCCACUACUCGAGGAAACACAUGUGGCUACUGCUCCUACUGCAAGUGAUUUUGUGUCAGAAAUUUGUGAAACAAGUUUGGCAUUUCGUGUUGAGAAAGAAGAUCAGCCCUUUCAACAGGCAGUGCCUUUUACGAAUUAUCAGAAUUUUGACGAGCCGGAUGAUGCAUCUGAAGACGAUCCUCUGCCUGUACAGGAUGAAGAGACAGUAGAGAGUAUGUGGGGUCCACCACCUGGAUAUGGACAACAGGCAUCAGCUAGCAAUGCAGAGGACUCAAAUAAUGAAACUGGUAACAGUGAAGUGACUGUUCCAAACCAAGCAGUAAAUGUUGCCAGUGCUCCUGACUCAGGACUUUCAAACUCCUCUUGUGGAACCUCAUCAAACAGUCUUCCACAACGGCCCUUUGAAGCUUUGGGAUCAACUUCAAGUUCGAGCCUCUCAUUUCAGCAGCCGCCAGCACGCUCUCAUAGUCUUUCUGAUGAAGAUGUCAGUAUUGAUGGUCAUUCUCACAAGCGUGCUAGACGUGAUUCUGGUACUCAGUCCCUUGGAGAAGAUUCACAACCAGUAAAUGUGAUGGUAAUAAAUGUUCAACAAAUAUACAAAUGUGAUUCUUAACUAGAUAGGAACGCCUACAGAUAAGAGUUACUAUAAUCCAUUCCACUUUCUUUAUUGCAUUGAAGAGGGGGUAAGGUUAUCUUACAGUUGUCUCAUGUUGUGGAAAGUGUAUGCCAUUUCCCUGUGAUAAAUUCAUCCAACCUUCCAUCCUGUCCUUUCUCUGAUUUUAUGAACCAUUUGCAUUUUACGAGUAUGAAGUAUCUGUUGAAUGGGUGCAUAGUAAUAUUUUUCACCACUUACAAUAAAGUACUGAGGAACUUGAAAAAACAUUAAUGAAGAAUAUGGGUAAGAACUGGACACUGGAAUGUGUUAAAACUUGUUUCAAAUUAUUUAUAGUAGAAGUUAUUUUAACUUAUAAAAUAUGUUUUUUCUGCAGUAAUAUAAUGUUUUCUGAUGUGCUUCCUGUUUUGGCACUGAAGAGCAUACAUCAUGUUUAUUUUGUGAAAUGUAAGUACACUGUUUGUGCGAUCAGUAGGGAGUUUUAUGCAGUUAUUUUUCAUGGUUGAUUAGUAUACAGGUGGAUGCUUCUCAUCUCAAGAUUUUGUAGCAUAUUAUCCUUUCUCAACAUUUGUCACUACUCGUGUGCCAACCUUGCUGCACUGUAGUUUAUUUAUAUCUGAGGAUUUGUCUUUUAUUUUGUGGCAAUUUGGCACCGAGGUACUGGUAAAACCUCUAAUUACUUGAUAUGCUAUAUGUCAAAAAUUAUUUCUUUUAACUUCAUUUUAUUCUAAACUUGUAUUACAGGUUAGCAUUUCGUGGCAGGUCCCCCCACUUCUCUAUAAACCACAUUUUCCACAGCUUAUGUCAAGGUCCUUAAUUUUAUUGGACCAUAGUGCUCAAGGUGUAAAUAAUCUUCCUCCUGAGAUGUUAUGACUUAUGUGGACACCACAUCCAUUUAGCAAAUAAUACAAUGGAUGCAUGCUAAAUGGGAACAUGUAUUUAAAAUGCAAAGGAUUUUGAUGGUAGAAUGUGCUUGGAAUUUGUUUCCUAAAGCAGUUUAGUGACUAAUUUUAGAAAAGCAUAAAUCAUAUGCAUGGCUCAUGUUUGAAAAUAUUUUAACAUCACAUGAUACCCAUUUGAAGACAUUACUGUUUUUUUAAAGUAAAUGAUACAUUUCCUAAAAAUGGUUUGUAAACCCCCCCCCCCAAUUACAAUAGAAUUUGUUCAUUCCAUUUCUUUCAUUUGUGUACAGAUACACAUCUCUUCUUCAUCUAACAGUUUUGAAGCCUCAAAAUUGUGAUGUGAUGAUGUAGGAAAGCUUAUAAUCAGCUAAAUUUCCCACAAUUUACUUAUAUAUUCUCAUUUUCAUUGAAGUCCUUGUUUUUCUUGCAAGAAAUGGCGUGGGAUGAAACAGAAAUUAUUUCAUAGUUUGUGAAGACUAUAGAAAUUAAGGCUGAAGUGUUGUGACAUAAGAAUUUGUCACUGAUACAGAUAAGGUGUUAAUUUCAUAUAAUUGUUAUUGAUUUCAUUUGUUCCCAUUUAACAUUUUUGUUUAUAUGAUAUUAACCUUACACUUGCAACUCAGCAAGUUGAAAUCAGUAGCAUAGUGGCAUGUCAUUUCUCUAUUGACGUACAUCUCGUAAACAUAAAACAUAUUCGCUCAUCAUAGAACUAUUUGCCGAUGUAAAGAUAAAAGUUUACAUAUCAAGUGAUCCUUUGCAGCCAAGAGUAUAAUGGUAAAAUCCAACUUUCAUAAAGGGUUUCCAAAACGAAAUCCUGUUUGUAUUUUAAAACUUAACGUAAAGGUCUUAAAUAUGGCUGUGAUUUCUUAUGCAUUUGGCCAAUUUUUUACCAGAUAUGUGUAGACAUGAAUCUGUUGUAUUAGUGAGGAUAAUGAAACUUUUUAGAACUAUUGCUCAGAUUUUAAAUAUAUGUAAGUUGUUUAAGCAUUUUUAUACAUGUUGUUUGUUGAGUAAUACUGAUUUUGCAGCAUAAGUAGUAUAUUUACCCAAAUUCAAUAUUAUUCCAUACAAUACAAAGUGUAGAAAUGUAAUAUUAUAGACACUGUUACUGUUAUAAAUGAUUAGAACUUUUACAUGGUAAUAUACAUUACACAGCUGCAAUAUUAAUUUUUCAGUGUAGGUAAUUAUGUGGCUUUAAAAUAUAUUUUUGAAGUUGAAAUCUUUAUCAUGUUUAGAUUACUUUUUUUGUCUUUUCUUUCCAUGACAUUUGUAAAGAAUAUAUUCAGCGGUAUAACAUUGUAUCCUUAUCUCCAUUAUGAUCUGUCUGUGAUUCCCCAAUAGAAAGCUGUAAAAUACAAUUAAAUACAUGAAGUGCUACUGUAUACAGUAAUUUUUCCUGGUAUUCAAGAAUGCCUUUUCUUUUUUCAAAGCAUAAAGUGAUAAAUUGGCUCACCUUGCAUUCUGGUAAAUGUAGUAUUGUCUUGCUACCAGUCAUCUUAGGAGUGUGUGAUAUUUAAAAUGUCAGUGGUGGAAGUAUAUUUUCUCCUUUUUUUAAACAAAUUCUGUCAUGUUGUUAUAUGUUUUAAAUAUGAUUUUUAAGUAUAAUUGUAAGUAGUCUAAAUCUUUUGUUAACAAAAAUCUCAUUACUUUGAAUUUGGUAGAUAAUGUUCUUAAUUGGUUCUGUUCUGGCAAAUGUUCCUUACAGCAGAUAAUAUUUGCUAUCUUUUAUCAUUAUGUUACUUAUUCUUCAUGUUUUAUGUUUAUGAAAUUAUUGGAUUUACAGAUGUCAUUCAGGUAUUACAUCUGAGUAGCAUAUUUACUGGUAUAUAGAUAGUACAUUUAUUCCAAUGUGAAAGUAGGAUUCGGCCAUUUUGUUUGGAAAUUCUGUGACUUAUCCUACUUUACUCUUGGAUUCACAUGUUGGGUACUCAAAUUACUAGUAUAACAUAAUAGUAGGAAGUCAUAGGUAUUCUGCAAAGACAUUUAACAAGUCAUAUGAUGGAAUAUCAAAGCCAGUUUGAUGUUUUAAGCUAUACUUCAUCUUAAAGAAUGGCAUUUAUAUGCCAAAAACAAAUUCUGUUUACUUUGCUGAAUAAACCCUGUCAAUAGAUCUGGCUUACACAUUGAAAUUAUCACACCAGAACUUUCAGUGUGCACAAGAUAAUUAUAGAUGGAACAGUUUCACGUGAAAAAUAUAUGCAUGUGCAAAAAUGAACUCAAACCAUGAAAUACAAAUUAUUUUCCAAAAUCAAGGAACAUGCUACCACUAUAAUACAUGGCAGUUUUUAUUGUUUAAUCUUCAUCAAAUUUUAAUUUACACACAAUACUUCCUUAUAUUGAAAGAUAAAAAACAAUUGUGGAUUUUUUUACUGUUGGUGGCUUGAUUUGCGGCUCCCUUUGAACUGCACUGACAUUGCAGAAAAUUUCAUGAGCUUUAAAGUGGUAUCUGUCAUGUCAGACAUUGCUUUGGAGACAUGGCCUGUUUGAUUGAGCCUCCAGAAGUCUUCUACUUGCAGGCAGUUUGAUUUCUUGAAAGUCUUUUGGAAACAAACUCAUAACAUACUGUGGCCACUGAAAAAUGCUCUUAAUUUAAUGUGAGAUAUCUAUUUGCAACAUAAAGAAAACAUGCUGAUAUUUAAACACUUGAAAUUCUGUACUAUAAAAAUGGUACAAUAUCUAUGCCAGUGAAUAUGGUAUUCAUUAGUUCUUUUUGUAUGCAUUUAUAUGUUUUGUUAUGGUAAUUUAUUUUAAUUUGUAAUUGUUCCUAUUGAAAAGUUAAUUGUGCCACUAACCCACAGACAUACUCGUAUUUGUCUUUAUAAAUUCAGAAAAUCAGUAAAGAGAUUUGAAAAUGCUACAGAAUGAUCAAAGAACUUCUGUAUUAGUAAGUAUGUAUGUUGCUCAACAGCCUUGUAGUUUUGAUCUGUCUUUAAGAAUGUUAUGAAUUGUGAAUAAAGUGAAAACAUUUUAUAAGGCAAGAUAUACUGCUGUCAGAGGAAGGUUACAUUUUUAAGUAUUACUAAACUCAAUGAAUUACUAUUUUAGUUAGUUUUUUUACUCCUGUGGUUUUAAUAUGUGUGUGUGUGUGUGUGUGUGUGUGUGUGUAAACGACAGAGCACCUGGAAAUAUAUGUGUACAGGAGUCUUUGUUCAAAUUUGAUCGGUCAUUAAGAAAGUUAUGAAUUGUCA
Molecule: messenger RNA, 5359 nt
Organism: Zootermopsis nevadensis
Lineage: Eukaryota; Metazoa; Arthropoda; Insecta; Blattodea; Termopsidae
Source: RefSeq, a predicted model, not a curated record